This is a messenger RNA of Coregonus sp. 'balchen', 6508 nucleotides long. The record is from the annotation of a GenBank genome assembly. NCBI's taxonomy places the organism in Eukaryota, Metazoa, Chordata, Actinopteri, Salmoniformes, Salmonidae.
GAGAACAGGUUAUUUUUCAAAGGAUACGAACCGAUCUUUGGAAAAGAAUGGCAACUUGGUUUACCUUUAUCAUCGCAAUUAUUAUAACGAUUUUUACGCAGGUAAUUUUAUAGUUAAACUAUUAUUGGAGUCGUUCAUGCCUGUGUUGACACAGCAACAGUGUAAUAAUACACAAUAUAAUAGCAUAUAAUACGCCUAUAAUAAUGCAGAAUGUAAAUGAUUGCAAUUAAAUAUUGUUCUACAUAUUAAUUGAUUCUCCUCCUUUAGGUUCUGGGAUCUGGUGUAUUCGAGCUUGAUCUUCAUCAGUUUCAGAAUAAUAGAGGUUUGCUGGCAAACGGCAUAGCUUGCAGUCCAGCCUGUAGGACUUUUUUCCGAGUUUGCUUGAAGAACUACCAGACCGUAGUGUCACCAGGUGACUGCUACUUCGGCAGUGCCGUUACACCUGUACUAGGCACCAACUCGUUCACGGUCAUGGAGGACGGCACGUUCACUAAACCUAUUCGCCUGCCAGUCACCCACUUUGCAUGGCCGGUAAGACGCUAUAAUACCACAUUGAGGUGGUUGAGAAUAUAUCUGCCUAUUGAUACAUGGAAUAACGGUGUUUGCAAUAAGAUGAGUGGUGAAGAGCUAAGCAUAAAUCAAACGACUGCACUAGCCUAUAUGGAUGUGCAUAACAUGAAAUAUGAGGAUUUAUGAUAACAUGUUAUUAUGUUAUUAGCCUAGUCUACAUAUAAUUCAAUAGAUAUUAUCUAAAGAAAAAAAAGAAAAGAAAAAAGAUGUGCAACUGAAAAAAUGAAACUCAUUGUAGGCUAAUAUUUUUUAUCCACCUGUCCUUCUAGGGCUCGUUUUCUCUAAUCAUUGAAGCAUGGUAUUCUCCUUCAGCGGAUCUACCUGAAGGUGAGUGGCGCGCUCCAUACAUGACCACCACUAGAGGGAUACAUGGCACUGUUACAGAUGCAUGACAAAUACUCCCUAUGCACUAGAUUUAAAUCAUUACGCAGUAUAAAUAAAUGCAAUUUAUACAGAAAUGUUGCAGUUAUAAUGAAACUUGGAAACGUGAACGUGUUGAUGUCCAUGUGUCAUGAUGAAUUACGUGCAACAGAACACUUCUUUCAUGCUCUGUGUCCAACACAAUCGCACUUCCUCUAGUUUAUUUUAAGCGUGGGAAAGUGUGCAAGUCUUUAGUGAGGAUAUCUAAACCUUGCCAAAAGCCACUGACUGCCUUUCCUGUAUUUUACACCUUUUGCUGUUCCGCCCUUUGGAAGGGGAAUAAUGGGUUCAAAAUGUUUUGCUGACAUAAAGGAAGAUGACAUUUCAAUCGCAGUUGAAAAAAUUGCGCACAGGCCUUGAUAUAUGCCUAUCAUAAACUGAUAACUUGCAUUAAACAUUUACAUUCUAUAUAUCCUAUUGAGAGAAAUAAUUAAAGACAAUGUGCACUGUUUGUUUGGCCUUUUUAAAAAGCAUGCAAUCAUACAGUAGUAGCCUAUUUGAUAGGCCAUACUAUCUUGACACGUGUUUUGUUCUCUAUCCCAGCAGAUACAAACAACCCUGCCUUAUUGAUUAGUUAUUUUGCCAUUCAAAGAAAGUUGGAAGUAGGGGAUGAGUGGUCCCAGGAUGUGCAGAGUGUGGGGCAGACGGAGUUAAGGUACUCAUACCGGUUCAUCUGCAAUGAAAAUUACUACGGGGACAGUUGUUCCAAAAUAUGCGCUCCAAGAGACGACCAUUUUGGCCACUACACCUGCAACCCUGACGGGCAAAUAUCAUGUCUACCGGGCUGGAAGGGACACUACUGCGAAGAACGUAAGCAAUCAGAAUAAAAUGUUCUGGGUUUCUUAAGAAUACUUUUCACAUUAUGUAGCAGGAUGUUAUUUCUAGAAGUAUUUGCAUAAUAGGACCUAUAGUGUCGAGAUGCUGGUGCUCUAGAAAGGCUUAGAUUUGCAUUUUGGAGUGACAAGGAUGAGCGAAAAUAGCGCGGCGCGCUCCCUCCCAACCCAGCCCCUUCACCCCUAGAUUUCUCACCACUUUGGGCACAUGUGGGUAGAAUAAUCCGGGUAGCGUUCUGGGAAAGCAGCACGCGCCGGGUUAAUCGCGGCAUUAUUAUCAGCCACGCGCCACUAAAUUGCGGGCUCUAUUGUUGAGCGGUAGGGCAGCAGCUGCAAACAGGGUUCAACAGCCUACGAACAACAAUGGGGCAGCUGUCCGCUUUUGAGAGCAAGCAUCUGCUCAGGCCUAACCAGCCGUUAAACACUAGUCUUGUAACCAUGCAAAUUCAAUGUCACAACACAGAAACAGCAAAUGAAGGUUUAAUUAGAAAUAGACAGGUAACAGUUUUGAUACUACAACAGUGGGAAGGGGAUACUUAAUCGAAGCCAGAAGCUUUAUGAUGUAUUGUUGAAUGAGUUUACAAAAAAUUAAGUUCCUGUUUUGUCAAUUUUUUGUAUGCAGCAAUUUGCCUUGAAGGGUGCAGCAAAAUGAAUGGAAAUUGCUCAAGGCCAGGAGAGUGUGUGUAAGUAUACAAUAGUUAUUCUAUUGUGUGUGUGUCUCUCUCUGUGUGUGUGUGUGUGUGUGUUUACAUGCAUGCUUGCCUGCCUGCCUGCAUGUGUAUAUGCCUGCAUGUGUAUAUGCCUGCAUGUGUGUAUGCACACAGUGCUAAAGGUGUGGUGUUUUGUCUGUGACAGAUGCAGAGAGGGCUGGCAGGGAACCUUCUGUAAUGAGUGUAAGAGGCAUCCAUCCUGCAAACAUGGCACCUGUCAGCAGCCCUGGCAGUGCUCCUGCAAAGAGGGCUGGGGAGGCCUCCUCUGUGACCAAGGUCAGUGUCUUAGGCUCCUCUGUGUCCUGCUGUGAAACAAUACAGAAGUACUGCUGUUCAAUAGCCCAUAGGGGCAAACCACAGGACAUGCUAUAUGACAGUAGAAAUAUGACAUGUUCCUAUAACAUUGCAAGAGCAAGAGUCAUCAGGCAUCCUGAUUAUGAUAGGAGACUAGAGGCAGGGAGUAACAGUUUUUCAUAUACACAUUCAUCCACAGAUCUGAACUAUUGUACCCAUCACAAGCCAUGUCGUAACGGGGCCACCUGUAUGAAUACGGGCCAGGGAAGCUACACCUGUACCUGCCAGCCGGGCUUCACAGGGGACAAGUGUGACAGCGAGGUCAAGGAGUGCGACAGUCAGCCCUGUCGGAACGGAGGCCAGUGCUUGGUAAGCCCGGAAAGCCUAUCCAUUUCCCAAAACACACAGCACACACAGGCUUUCCUGUUAUUGUUUUUCCUCUAUCUACUCCACAUCUCUGGGCCAGAUAGAAGAAUGCAACAGACAGACCUUUAGCCAGUUCACAUACUCUCUCCUGUAAAUGAAUGUAAUUCAAACUGGGGCACAGGGGGCAUGAGAAUUAUGAGAUAAUAAUGUGGAGUCGCAAGGGCAUCGAAAUGAGAGGCACAGCAACAAACCUACACUGCUCUUUUUGCUGGGAUUGUUUCCUGUGACAGUGGGCUGUGAUAACCUCUGUCUAUCUGUGGCCAACAGGACCUUGAGAACGGCUAUAGGUGUGCAUGCCCACAGGGGUUUGAGGGGACGCACUGCGAGCACAGAAUGCUGACUUGUGCCGAUUCACCCUGCUUCCACGGGAAGUGCAGAGAAAGGGACAACGGGCGGAGCUACUUGUGCGAGUGCCCAGGGGGCUUCACUGGACUCAACUGUGAGAAGAAAGUGGACAAAUGCACCUCCCUGCCCUGUACAAAUGGUAUGUGAUAGUUUCCACUCUCUCUACAUCUCAACAACAACGAUUAGAAGGAAUUUGUUUAUUGUCUUUGAGUUAUUUUCUACACUGUCAGUACAGAGCACUUAGUCAAACAAAUCAAUUUGGAAUGUUCUCUCUAGAGACAUCUGCAUUAGAGCUAACCUAAAGUGACUAUGAUGUGCACUGUUUGAUAAUGCUGGUCUACUCUGUUCAGGUGGACGUUGUGUUAUCCACGGCACCACACGCUGGUGCAGCUGCCGCUCAGGAUUCACCGGCCUGCGCUGCGAGAUCAACAUCAAUGAGUGUUCCAUGAACCCCUGCGCCAACGGAGCAACUUGCAUGGACCGCAUCAACGAAUAUACCUGUAUCUGCCCCCUGGGCUACACCGGCCGCAACUGUGACAAGCCCACUGACAGCUGUGCCUCCAAACCAUGCCUGAACGGUGGGACCUGCACCAACGGGGCCAAAGGCCAGCCUGCUGACUGCACCUGCCCAGCCCACUUCAGCGGCACCCAGUGCCAGUCCUACGAUGUGCCUUUACUCAUCCCCCCCAGCCCCAGACCCAGCCCCAGUCCCGUCAGAGAGCCCCAGGACAGGCUCCACUGGGCAGCCAUCUGUCUGGGUGUGGGCCUGGUGGUGCUCCUGGUGCUGAUCUGCAUGGUGGCCAUGGUCCUGCGCCACAUCCAGCAGCAGAGGAAGAGGGAGCAGGACUCAGAGACCAUGAACAACAUAUCAGAUGUCCAGAAGGAGAACCUCAUAUCUGACCUGCAGCCGAAGAACACCAACAAAAAGGUGGACCUGGACCUGGAGGUGGAUUGUCCCAGGAAGAAGUUCCAAAACCACAAACACAUCAACUACCACUUGGACUACAAAACCUCCAAGGACUACAAGGAUGAACCGUCACAAGAGGAUAAAGAUGACAACUGUAAAAAGACCAUAGAGGAGAAAAUGCCAUUGAGUAGAAAGUACAGGUAAGUUCAAAUGCUGCCUGCAGAUGACAACCUGGAUAGAUUUUGACCUACUUCCUAUUCUCCAGUUUUUGAUAAAUGACAGUGGUUUGGAUUUGUGUUUAAGUGUUGACAUGUUUUUCUUUUCAUUUACAGUGAAAGGCCAGAGUGUAGGGUAUCAACGAUAUGUUCUCCAAGAGAUUCUAUGUACCAGUCUGUGUUUGUGAUAGCAGAGGAGAAAAAUGAAUGCGUCAUAGCAACUGAGGUAAGCUUAUUUUUUCAAAUUUCCUCUGAACAUGUUCCUGCAACUCUUGACAACAGUUAUCAAUCAGCAAUGCAAAAGUUGAUCAAGGUUUCCAUUAUAUUGCUCCGAUGAUUCAACUAGUUAACUUUUUUUCUUCUACUACCAGGUAUAAUACAUGGAGGGUAUCAGCCAUUCUGAAGAAUGGAUAUCUUCUGGACUGUUUACAGUGUAGAAACAGACAGGGAUUUAUUUCACUGUGAAUUGCUGCUCUUGAAAACUUGAUAACUGGACCGAGCCGGUGUGCUCUAUGAAUGCAAUAGGACUCAAACUACAGACCUUUGUUAGAAUGUAAGGACUGAACAGACUGUGAGAAAUAAUACACAACUUGGACUUUUGGAUGUUUCACCUUCAGGGUGUACUGACAGAUUCAGCCCCUUGACAGGACGUUUCCCACCAUAUCCAUGGAAAAUAGGCCUAUGUGUUUAUGCCAGCAUGCCAAUCAGCAGGACGAGAGGGCUCUUUCUGGAGAUACUCCACCUUAUUGUGAUAAUCAGAAACCAACCAAUCAACUUACUGCCAACAAGCCUGUGGAAGGAGCCAGCUACUUCCAUUUACCCUGGUGAUGUGCUAUGCAAAAAAGGAGACUUUGUUUAAUACACUUUCAAGGAGAGAGAAAAAAUACUAGAAACGGUUCAUUUUAUGAGAAUAUUUUAGACCCAGGCCUAUGUCAAUUUUGUAAAUUACCUGUUUUUGUUUUGAAUAAUUUUUUUUCAGAAAGAAUGUAUGCAUCCCGAAUCACAGAGCCUUAAGUAUGGGUUAUAGAGCUUGAUGCCCUGCUUCUUCUUGGAUCCAUUGCACAACAAAAAAUGAAGGGAAAAUACUUUUAAGAGAAAACAACUGAUGCAAUACAGUGCCAGGGGGAUUCAAGAAGAAGCUAUUUUUACUUCUUAUUAUGCAACAUUGGCCAGAAAUGAGACAAAGAAAAACAAAAGUGACUAUCAUACCAAGGAUGCCUAUAAUUAGAAUUGACAUUACUGAACUAAUAAUGUUUUUUUUAAAGAUUAGUAUUUCACUAGUUAUUUAAAUAUUAUGAAGCACUGGCCUUUCUAUUAUGUUUUAUAUGAUUAUUUUGUAUAUAAUGUAUAUUUAUAAAUUUAGAAGUCGGUGUACAACGGUUUUCAAUUUGAUGCCCAAAAAGUUGAAUUUAUUUGAAUGUUUAAUGUUGUUGUGAUUGUUGUUUUUUAAACAAUGAAAACAUAUCUGGUACACUGCUGUUUGUUUGCUUCAUGUUGAGUAGAAGUGGUCAACUAUAGAGCUUUAAAUAUGCCUAAAUAUUGGAAUGAUCAAGAAACUUCAGUCCAUCACCUGGUGUGGAAAUGGCUUCAUUGUCUAGAUGAUGUAUGACCUUGUAGCAGUUCUAAUAAUCCCAUGUAUACAGUGGUGACUGGUGAGUCAAUGUGAUGUGAAAUCAAUGUGCACGCAAUCAUUUAGUGGACAGUAUUGUAUUUGACAGCAAUGUGAGAAAUAUGGACAAAAGUUAUAUAUAUAAAAAAAAGGAAUAAAAAUGUUAAAGUAGAGUACAC